GGACACGCGCUUAUCUCUGACGUCACGCAGCCUACUUGCAGCUCGGCGACGUGCUGGGGGUCGCACGGGAACGUACGCGCGGUGAGGCCGAUGUGUCCGCUGUAGUCGCCUGUCCUCCCCCCGCUUUACCUCGAGUAUAAAAGUGGGUCGCACCCGGGGAGCGAGCCCCGGGUCCGGUGUAAACUUGUGGUAAGAGUCGCGGCUUAGCAGGACCGGUAGCUUAAGUGCUAACUGUUAGCUUCUUAUGCUCCGCUGGUAACCGAAUACGGACCGCGGCGUCGAAUACCGGUCCGACUGUGUCACCGGGUCGCCAGGGCGAGCUUCGGGAGACCCGGUAACCUUCCGCGGUUAGCUGGACUUGUGUCCCACGCCUCAGGGCGCAGAAUAACCUCUGGCCGCCGACGUGUCAUGUGACCCGCGGGUCCGCUACGGAACGACAGAGACCCGAUCCGACACGUGCGGCGGGACAUGCUCCGCAGUUAGUGGCGGCGGUCCCACCGGUCAGGAUGAGCGGUCUCGCGGGGGGGAGGUGGGUGCGCCUCGGGCUGCGGGCUGUCCGUCUGCUCACCGGGACCGCUCCUCGGCCCUUCCACGCCUCCGCGAGCGUCGCCGCUUCGCCGCCCACGGAGGGCUUCAAACCGGGGAAAGUCGCGGUCGUCACGAAGACGACGCGCUACGAGUUCGAGCAGCAGCGGUACCUGUACGCGGGGCUCUCUGAAGAGGACCUGAAACAACUGCUCGCCAUGAAGGGCUCCAGCUACAGCGGCCUGCUGGAGAGACACAACAUCCACACCGGCAACGUGCAACACGUCGUGACCAGCCUGCGGAAAGAAGGCAUCGAGGUGCGCGUGGUGAAGAGGGGAGAAUAUGAUGAAGAAGUGGUCCGAUGGGCUGAUGCCAUCAUCUCUGCUGGAGGUGACGGGACGAUGCUACUCGUUGCCAGUAAGGUUUUAAGCAAAGACAAACCAGUUGUGGGCGUCAACACAGACCCUGAAAGGUCAGAAGGUCAUCUCUGCCUCCCCGUGCGCUACACGCAUGCCUUCCCAGAGGCCCUGGAGAGACUCCGCCGUGGUGAGUUCAGGUGGCUGUGGCGUCAGAGGACCCGCGUGCACUUAGAAGGCACCGGAAUCAACCCAACCUCCGUCGACCUGCACGAACAGCAGUUGAGCCUGGAGCAGCACAGCCGAGCCCACCGCAUCAGCACCAGGGGCAGCCAGCAGAGGGCAGGAAUGCUAUAUGACAGCUUCUCCAGGACCAGUCUGCUUCCUAUCAGAAGCCUGAAUGAAAUCUUCAUCGGAGAGUCUUUGUCCUCCAGGGCUUCCUACUACGAGAUCUCUGUGGAUGACGGCCUAGAGAAGCAGAAGAGUUCAGGACUCAGCGUUUGUACAGGAACAGGAUCCAAAGCCUGGUCAUAUAACAUCAACAAACUGACCGAACAAGCUGUGGAGGAGGUUCUAAGCAUUGGAAAGUCUCAAAUGGGUCUUGAUAUGCCGCUUGAUCGUGACAUCGUGGAAAAGGUGACGGACGAGUACAACGAGUCUCUGGUGUUCAGUCCGGACGACAGGCGCUUGUUCUACAGCAUCAGGGAGCCCAUCGUCAACCGCGUGUUCUCCAGCAGCCAGCAGAGAGGCUUCGCUAGCAGGGUGUCCGUGCGCUCCCGCUGCUGGGACGCCUGCAUGGUGGUUGACGGCGGCACUUCAUUCGAGUUCAACGACGGCGCCAUCGCUACCAUCAGCAUGGCGGAGGAGGAUCAGCUGCGCACCGUUGUUCUUGAACAUUGAGACGUCUGGACUGGUUUCAGGCACCUUCAUGGCUUUUAGCCUCCAAGUGGUGAAUAAUGUUCUACCUGAAGGAAAGGGGUCACUGUUACUAUUGUUUUUUGAAAUGAGUGCAUUUUUACAAGCUAUGUAUUUUCAAAAACCCUUUUAUCUUGCCUUGUAUUUGUCUUUCCCUCUAUCGGGUUACAAAAAUCCAUGAUAUAGAUUUGUGUAGUGGGUCACAAUAACUAGGUAAACACCACUCUGUGUGGUCCUUUCAUACCCGUGUUGCCACAGGUUCCUGAUUUUUAAAGUACGAACUCUUCUAAAUUUGUAUUGCCAACAAAUACUAAUGAGUUCCGAUUCUCAGCACGAUCUGUGUCGCUCAGGUUCCGAAAUUAAUGUAAAGGUUCCCUAUCCAACAUGCAAAGAAUUAAUAUCAUCAAUAAGUAUUGUCAAAGAGUGCGUGUGUGUGUGAGACCGAUCGGUAUUGGUGCACGUGAGCGAGCCCACAUCAGGUAAAUGCUAUUGGAUGUUAUUAGUUAGCAUUGUUAGCUAUUAGCAAGUUUGAGCUGUGUGAUAAUUCAUUAUAAUUGAUCUACUUUUAAUUAAAUCCUUGAUUCAUUCAAAAAGCAUUUAUAUCAUUUAAAUUGACAACUAGCACACAUUAUUGGGAUAUAAAAAUGACUUAUUGUGAUCGAGUUUCCUCCCUUGAUAUGCUCUGAAUUUCUGUGUGUGUGUGUGUGUGUGCGUGUGUGUGUGUGUGCGCGCUGAGGAAGAGGAGACCUGCACACGCUCUACUCGUUGGUAGAAACACUCCCUGCUGGUCUGCGUCGGCUCCUUCAUGGACCUUAACGCAGUGCGUGACCUGCAGACGUACCUGGUGCUGCUUUGAAGCUUUAUGUGCUGAGCUGAAAGAACGGAGUCCGUCUGUUGACUGGAGAUAUUUUUGUUACAUAGCUUAUAUUUUGUUCUAGAUGAAUCCCCCCCCCCCCCUCCAGCCUGCAGGGGUUCUGUGUUUAGGUCACGAGAGUCGUGCGUCACGUCUCAAGGACCACAGGUGCUUCUGAAGGUCGUUUGCGGACCGGCCUCAGUCCGGGUUGGAACUCGAUCUCACACAAAGCGAAACGCCGCUCAGCCCGUGGACACUAACUGUUGGAACAAGGAUCAUGCUGGAAGUAUAAAGAUCGUCUGUGUAAUGAUUUCUGACUCCAGCGCGUCUCUUGUAACAGUCGGAUACUGUUCCUUUACAACAGCUGUGAUGUGCAGCGCGCCAAACGCAGGCUUCCUCAGCAAUAUGAUGUCAGUAUGUUGGGAUGGGUUCGUUUUUUUCAAUCCGAUAAAGUAUGAAACACGU
Molecule: messenger RNA, 3114 nt
Organism: Gasterosteus aculeatus aculeatus (three-spined stickleback)
Lineage: Eukaryota; Metazoa; Chordata; Actinopteri; Perciformes; Gasterosteidae
Gene: nadk2
Product: NAD kinase 2, mitochondrial
Biological process (GO): NADP+ biosynthetic process; NAD+ metabolic process
Cellular component (GO): mitochondrion
Molecular function (GO): NAD+ kinase activity
Source: RefSeq, a predicted model, not a curated record